AUGACUGAAACGACCAGACUGCAUAUCACGCCUUUCACCCAGGAUAUCCUUCCGUCUGUGCUGCCAGCAUCUAUUCGCAACUUGGCCACAGAAAUAUCUUUCCACGAGAUUUCCACCUUCCCAGAGAAUAACUACGGAUACGUGACUCUGCCAAACAUGGAAGCGGAGAAGAUCAAGAAGAAGUUGAACGGCUCGAUCCUCAAGGGCAAGAAGUUCAAAGUCGAGGCAGCCCGCCCUCAAAAGAGACACCGGGAGGAAGAGGAUGUGGUGCCUGAAGCCCCCUCUAGCGCCAAGAAAAAGUCCAAGAAGUCCAAGAAGCAAGCGCCCGAGGACGGUGUAGUGGAAGGCUUUGAGCUUCCCGCAGACCGCAAAGUGAAACGAGGCUGGACCGAGUCCAGUGAUUCCAAGCAGGAAAGACGAAAGUCGGAGAAGAAAGAGAAGAAGAGCAAGGAGGAGAAAUUGCAACCCAAGUCCAAGUACACCGACAAAUCCGAAUGUCUGUUCCGAGCAACGAUCCCACCAAACCGAGUAUCCGACGCAGCUUCCGAUGAUAAGAAAGCAAAGAAGAAGAAGAAGUCCAAGGAUAAUGUCAUCCAUGAGUUUGAGAAAACGGUGACCCAGCCAAGCUUCCUGCGCACCGCGGAGGAAAGCGCAGCGCCUACGGCUACAUUUGAAGAUGGAAAAGGCUGGGUGGAUUCCACCGGGAAUCUGAGAGAACCCGCCAGUGAGAAGAUCUCCAAGGAUAAUUACCGGCCUGGUAAGAUUCCAGGGGCCAAGGAGAAGCGCCGAGCUGCCAAAACGGCCGCCAAAGACACGAAAAAGGGUUCACGCAAAGAAAAGACUCCAGAGGAAUCUUCUGAGUCUGAAGAUUAUACCUCAUCGAGUGGCUCAUCUUCAGACGAGGACAGUGACUCGGAGAGCGAGGUGGAUGAGAGCAAACCGGAUGAGAACCCUGAAGAUUCAUCUGCAUCUUCUGGCGAGGAGGAUGCCAAGCCGCAAUCCCAAGAAGAGACCACCAAGUCUACAGAGGCUAACGACGGUGAUGCUGAUACACCGAGCCAGUCGGACUCGGAUGAGAUACCCACGGAGGCUGCGCAAGAGGUGGAACAAGAUCCAUCUGCCAAGGAAGUCCACCCUCUUGAAGCACUUUUCAAGCGGGCCCCGCCGACAGCAUCCGAUAACCAGCCAGCUCCCGAAGCCGAGGCUGGAUUCAGCUUCUUUGGUAAUGACAUUGAAUCCGAGGACGAGCCUCAAAUGGCUGAGCCGCAGACACCUUUCACACCCUUCACGAAGAACGACCUACAAAACCGAGGUCAGCGCAGUGCAGCUCCCACUCCCGACACUACUGCGGCCACCCGGCACAUGACGUGGAACGAGAGUGAGGACUCGGAUGAUGAGGAUGUUUCGAUUGAUAGCCCUGUCACAAAAGCUCGUGCGGAAGCCGGUGCAAGCAUGGAAGAAACCGAAUUCGCAAAGUGGUUCUGGGAGAAUCGCGGUGACAACAAUCGCGCCUGGAAGAAGAGGCGACGUGAUGCUGCCAAGGAACAGAGACAGAGAGACAACCGGAAGAAGGGAAUCAAGGGAAAGUCAUAA
Molecule: messenger RNA, 1593 nt
Organism: Penicillium samsonianum
Lineage: Eukaryota; Fungi; Ascomycota; Eurotiomycetes; Eurotiales; Aspergillaceae
Exons: 1
Coding region: 1-1593 (530 amino acids)
Molecular function (GO): nucleic acid binding
Source: RefSeq, a predicted model, not a curated record